This is a messenger RNA of Eimeria maxima, 993 nucleotides long. RefSeq lists its product as hypothetical. Bases 1 to 993 code for a protein of 330 amino acids. The transcript is spliced from 2 exons. The record is from RefSeq and is a predicted model, not a curated record. Lineage: Eukaryota; Apicomplexa; Conoidasida; Eucoccidiorida; Eimeriidae.
AUGGAGGAGACAGAAAGCAGCGCCUGCAGCGUUGUUCUGGACAACGUGCGUCGGCAGGCGUUUGUGCGUUCUGUCAAUCUGAAGGCUUUUUUUAAGCCAUUUGACUCCUUGAAUCACGGAGAAGUGUCGCUGCCCCAAUUUCACAGAGUGUUGGACAUAGCGGGAAUUCGGCUGACAGAGGAGGAGGCCACGCAGGUCGCCAAAGUAUACAUAUCGCCGCUGACAGGAGCAGUGAAAUACAGACAGUUUUGCUGUGACGUCGACAAAGUCUUCAGGUCGUCAGAGCUGGAGAACGAUCCAUACCUCGUCCCGCUCAGGCCAGGCAAACAAAAUCCCUCAAUAUCACCUAUUUCUCCUUGUUACAACAAAAUAACAAAUCCAUUAACAGCACGCAACAGUUUCUACACACCCAAGAGGGGGAGCAAACUCACAUACACCUGCAAUUCCAAAAAAACACAACGCAAGAAAAUACGUGACAUUCGCCAGAUGCCUCGAGAUAAAUUUACGGAGGAGGAAAUACACCAAUUGGCUCGUCUCCUGACAACGUCCGACGGUCUAGUUGAUUGCCGGAAGCUAUAUCAGCUCGUUGAAGGGCCUUCCCCCGAACCUGCUCCCGCGGAGAAUUUCAAAGGGUCACCCGGGCUCUCCCACGGGGCGCACAAUGCAGCCAUUUGGCCCCCGAAAUCGUCUGAAAGGACCCUCAACUACCCUUUAGGAAACCUCAGGGCCACUUCUCAGGGCUUCAGCACCUUUUCAGGUGCCCCGAACGCCUCUGCAGGAGCCCACGACGAGUCUGCAGGUGCAUCUUCCCCAGUUUUGCACGAUGGUGAGGUUUCUGUGGAGGGCGGCCUUGAUGAUGGGAGAGCAGCCAGGUCGGCCAAGGAGACAAAAAGAAGCUGGGCGAGAGAGAAAAGGAGUGUUUUGCAAAAGAUCGAAGUAAGAGUAGCACUAGAUUUGCACGCAGCUGAAGCGGUGCUGGUUAAUGCCACAUAA